Molecule: messenger RNA, 1421 nt
Organism: Caenorhabditis auriculariae
Lineage: Eukaryota; Metazoa; Nematoda; Chromadorea; Rhabditida; Rhabditidae
Source: the annotation of a GenBank genome assembly
AUGGAUUUGGAGGACAGGGAGGCCCUCCGGCGGCGGCUAAUCGACACGGGAAGAGAAAGCCUUGGCAACCUGCCAUCUACAACUUCCGUCGAGUGGUCAGGACGUUCAACAGCUGUCUUUGGGAUUUUCAAAAUCGGAAAAUUUGCAAAACUGUUGUUAUACUCACUAGGAAAUGACCUUAGUGGGACUUCUGAAUGAAAUUAGGCUCACUAGAUGCAGUUUUUUAUGCUGUUUAUAAAUCUGGUCUCAAAAUUUGCCCUUGAAGCCUAUGAAAAAAGUUAAGGAUUUUUAAAAGUCGAAAAUUUCGAAGUCCUAGAUGCAUUUUUUUUAUGCUGAUUCCGAAUCGCUGCUCAAAAGUUGCCCAUGAAGCUUAUGGAAAAAGUUAGGGACUGUCAAAAUCAAAAAGUCCAAUGAUUUCAAUCGAGCUCAUUUUUGGAGGGUAGAUAGUUCUUGUCCCUCUGGUCUAGAAAAACUAUCUGUUUCGCUCGGAGUAGACUUUCGAGCCUAGAUACGACCUUUAAAAGCUAAAAAUUCAAAUUUGGGAUCCAGAAAAAUUUGAAAACUCUUGGCAACCUGCUAUCUGAAGCUUUGGGCUUUGAAAAAAAAUGUAUCUAUAACUUUCAAAAAAACUUUCCAGAAUUGAAAACAUUGGAAAAAUUUUUUUAUCUCAAUCCGAAGACGCUAUCACCAUUUUUUAUUACCAGAAUCCAUCAUAACUACAAAAAAAUUGCUACUUUAAAAAGCUUCUCUUUCCUUCAAAAAAACAGAAAAAAAGCGAAAUAAAGAUGAAAAAAACCCCAAAUUUCUAAAUUCUCAAUGGAGCGCACUUGAGUGGCGAGUAACAGCGAUUUAUUGAGUUCAAAAGGAAUUUUUCAUUUUUUUCGUCUUUGAAAAAAACUAUUAGAUAUUAGAUAAGAUUCUAUAAAACUUUGAUAUCAUGGAAAAAAAUUGUGUUUAUAAAGCUAGUAUUUUCAAAAAAAAAUCGAAAAUUUUUUUCUAAUUUGUCUCCCAAAAGCUUUUUAAAAGCAUUCUAUUGACACCUUCUCGUUAAAAAUAAGCUUCAAAAAAUCAUCACCAAAAAAUAAUUUUUCCCAAAAACCCUCAAAAAAUCCGUUCUCUAAAUAAAAUGAGGCCCCCCUGCUUUUGAAAAAGCGCAGACAAAAGCGCUUCAGGUAGACAAAAUGAAAUUGUGCGGAAAAAUAGCCAGGAUUAACCCAGAUACUACGGUUGGCGGCAAGCCAGCAAAAUUGAAAAAGGACAUGGACGGGGGGAAGGAGACGUCCUUGGGGCGCACAAACGGCGUGGACAAAAUAGCCGCGGCGCAGUUGCAUAACAGUCCGUUGGCUUCGAAUAGGGGUGUGUCCACUUGUCACACGAGUAUUGGUCAUUUCGAGGUAAUCGUUAAUGGAUUAGGGCUUUGA